Molecule: messenger RNA, 718 nt
Organism: Asparagus officinalis (garden asparagus)
Lineage: Eukaryota; Viridiplantae; Streptophyta; Magnoliopsida; Asparagales; Asparagaceae
Product: isoaspartyl peptidase/L-asparaginase 1-like
Exons: 2
Coding region: 1-492 (163 amino acids)
Molecular function (GO): hydrolase activity
Source: RefSeq, a predicted model, not a curated record
AUGACGAGAAUCAUUCGGCUGAUCGAUUUCACUCCACCUGUGACACCUCAAAAAGCAUCAACAGAUGACGGAGACAGCCAAAUCGGCACAGUCGGUUGUGUUGUAGUAGACCGUGACCGGAACAUAGCAGCAGCUACCUCCACAGGCGGGCUAGUGAACAAGAGGGCGGGGAGAAUAGGCGACACCCCAAUUAUCGGAGCAGGUACCUACGCCAACUCAUUAUGUGCGGUCUCGGCCACAGGUCGUGGGGAAGCAAUUAUUAGGGGUACAGUCGCACGUGAUGUCGCUGCUUUGAUGGAGUACAAGGGGCUUUCCCUCAAAGAGGCUACUUCCUACGUCAUUGACAGCGUCCCCAGAGGCACUGUUGGACUCAUUGCGGUGUCCGCUGACGGAGAAGUCGUCAUGACUUUCAAUACCAGCGGCAUGUUUAGGGCUUGUGCUACACAAGAUGGUUACUUGGAGAUCGGGAUUUGGCCUAACUCGGGCCUCUAGAUUUUGAACUGUGAGCUAGUCGUAUUGGAUUCGUGUGAAGGACCAAAAUAAUGAGUGAGCUGCUUUGGUCAGGUAUGAGAUCAGUUACGUUUUCUUUCUUUCUUUCUUUUUUCUCCUUUUUUUUCAUGAGGAGUUUUGUGAUUAGUUAGUUGUUAUUGAAUACAAUUUUCAAAUUGGUUACUGUGGUGUUAAAAUAAUAUUGCCAUGAAAUAUAUUUGACGUUUUC